Messenger RNA from Durusdinium trenchii, 633 nucleotides. Lineage: Eukaryota; Dinophyceae; Suessiales; Symbiodiniaceae. The record is from the annotation of a GenBank genome assembly.
AUGAACAGCAUACUUUUCGAGGCAUGGGCUGCUUGUAAUGGUGAGUGGACCAAGAGCAAGUUUUAUCAAAACAUACUGCAUCGACACAAGUCUACCAAAAGGGGAUGCCGAAAGUGGCUUACUACACAGCAACUGGAUAACUUGUUUGGGGUGGAAAUAGCAGAGAAGAUGCGACAGCGCAAGCUGUUGGAUGCUGACCUUCGUCGACAAGAAGUUCGCGAACACCCAGAUUUGCCGGGAGUGGAGGAGGCCUUUCAGUACCUGACCCUCGUCGAGGAUGGGGUCGAAGAGGAAGAGCAGGAAGAGUUUACCCAGCUGUACCGCUGCUUGGACGAGAGUUCAUCAUCAGAGAGUGAUGGUGAGCGCACUGUUGUUGCAAAGAAGGGGUCAAAGAAGACAAAGAAGGAAAAGAAGUCGAAGCCGCGACCGAAAGAAAAAAAGACCAAGAAUAAGAAGGCAUUUCAAACCGCUCUAUUUUUGGUGUCUGUUGUUGAACCUGUGGACUGCGGCUUUGGAUCCUUAAAUUUGUUCGAUCGACAGGACAAGAAGACAGAUGGUGGAGAUCCCAACAAGGAGAAACAGGUAGAUGAGAAAAAGCAACUGCUGAAAGAUGCCAAGAAGGCUUUACGAUAG